GGCCAUACCCAGCCGUGUAGUGAGGAGGGGAGAAAUGGACGACAACUUUCAGCUCGGAGAUGCUGGAGGGGCCAAAACUGUUGCAAAGUCUGGACGAAGGGCUCGGCUCGCUGCGGAUCAGUCUUCGUUUGAGGAUUCUCGUUAUGUGAGGAAGUCCUCCACCUCUGCUUCACUGGGAGAAGCACCUCCCCCUAAACCGGCCCGGCGGCAGGGCGGCUGGGCAGAAGAAAGCUCUGGGUCUGGAUCUGCCAAAUCUUCAAGAAGACUUGCAGCUGAGGACCUGGAGGACCGCCGCCUGCAACCGCAAACUCCCCAGGGAUCAGAUGAUGAAGGAGAUAUUCCAGUGAUUCCAGACCUUGAAGAAGUACAAGAAGAAGACCUCACCAUGCAAGUUGCAGCUCCACCAAGCGUCCAGGUGAACCGGGUAUUGACCUACAAAGAUCUGGACAACGAUCUGAAGUAUUACUCUGCCUUUCAGACCUUAGACGGAGAGAUUGACUUGAAGCUCCUCACCAAGGUUUUAGCGCCAGAGCAGGAGGUGAAAGAGGAUGAUGUGAGCUGGGACUGGGAUCAUCUGUUUACAGAGGUGUCCUCAGAGCUGCUGAUGGAAUGGGAUCAAGGAGAGAGUGAGGAUCAGGCCGCUUUGCCUGUAACAUGAGGAGGAGGUUUGGACUGAGACUUUAAAUGGCUCCAGUGGGAACUGGGUGAAUGUCCAUUACACAGAAGGGCCAGUGACUUUGGUUAUAUUAACUUUAAUUACUGUUUGUUAUCCAGGAUUUAUAUUCUGUAAAGUGUAUAUACAAGAUUUCUCGUGUUUUCUAAAUAAAUUCACUGUUCAGUUAACCGUGCUAUGUAGGCUGACAGCUUUGUUUAGGCUUUUGAACUUCACCCUUUUUUGUUUGUUAGUUUUUAACUAAAACAGCCAAAAGGCAAACUGAUUUUGUUCGAAAAGCCCCUCCUGAAAAUAACUGUCCCAAAUAUGCCCUCCUUGUACUGCCAGCAUUAUCAACACCCUCAUACAAGUCCAAGGUUGAUAAUCAGCUAAGCUGAAAUCCAGUUGAUUGUGUUCAAAUUAACAUUCCUCAUUAAAGCCUACA
Messenger RNA from Toxotes jaculatrix (banded archerfish), 1097 nucleotides. RefSeq names its product intraflagellar transport protein 43 homolog A (gene ift43). Gene Ontology annotation, biological process: intraciliary retrograde transport. Lineage: Eukaryota; Metazoa; Chordata; Actinopteri; Toxotidae. Bases 35 to 658 code for a protein of 207 amino acids. The record is from RefSeq and is a predicted model, not a curated record. Gene Ontology annotation, cellular component: cilium; intraciliary transport particle A. The transcript has 9 exons.